AUGAGCGCGAAGCAGUCCGGGAAGGGAUGGGGCUCCUUCUUGCAGGGCGCCGUCGCCGGCCUCGAGUCGCGCCUGGACACCAUUCUCGCCGAGGACGACCAGGCCUCUGCGCGCAGCAGGGCCGACGACAGUCUGCGGAAGAAGGCCGCCGCUGAGCAGAGCCCCAACCGCACCCCGUCUCGCUCCCGCACGAACGACCGUCUCCAAGAACGCCUGGCCAAGGCUGUCAAGUCCGAUGCGCCGCGCUCCGCAAGGCCGUCGUCCGAGUUUCCGUCGCGGACCGGCACUCCCACCAAUGGCGCUGACACCUCGCGCACAAGCGUAGACUCGAGAACCUCUGAAAUCCAGCCGCAGCCACCCCAACAUGAAAAGACCGCCGCGCCGAGGCCCUCAAGCGACGGCGGCGAUGGUGACGCGGCCCCGAAACCGGCAGACCAGGCAGACAAGGCUGAGGAAAAGGCCACAUCGCAACUGGAAGAUGGGAACUCAUCUAAUGUGGGCACAACGGACUCCCCCCGCGUAUCAGUCGACUCCGGCCGUCCUGACACUCCAAUUGAUCCACCAUCACGCGCCGAAACCCCGGCUUCUAUACCUGACACCGCCUCGAGCGUUGAUCUCAGCGCCUUCGCCAACGAGUCCGAGGAUGUUGCGGCUCUGCGGCAGUCGUACGAAGAACUCACCAAGACACAUCGUGAUGAAAUGACUGCGCACCUCGAGCGUAUCGAUGCACUACAAUCCAAACUGAAAUACCUUUCCGGCCAGGCUACAUCACAAGCUCGUGCGGCUGCAAGCGGGGCAGACCAAGGAUCCGUGGAGCAAAAAUUGGCACAAAAGGACGAGCAAAUAGCUCUUCUCAUGGAAGAGGGCCAGACACUGGCGAAGAAGGAACUGACUCUUUCAACAAGCCUCAAGAAUUUCCGCGCCAAGACCGGGCAACACGAAAAGACCAUCAUAGACCUCAAGAAGAAGCUGGCAAAGGCUGAGACCAGCGCAAGCGAUGCUACUGAGCGGGCAAAGCGAGCUGAGGCUGCGGCAAAGGCGGCGGAGCAGAAAGUCAAACAACUCGAGAAGGUCGAAAAGGAAGCUAGCUCGCUCAAAUCGGAGCGCGAGGACUCAAGCCGCACAAUCGCGGAACUGAAGCGGCAAUUGAGCGCAGCAAACGAACGUGCCGAAGCAGCCGAGAAGAAAGCCAAGAGCAACGCAGCAGCAGCAGAGCAAUUGCGGGUGUCGGAGAUUGAGGAAGAGCUUUCAGAUCUCAAAAUUGAGAAGAAGCUUGCGGAGGAUCGGGCAAAGGCGGAGGCCCGUGAACUCAGGGAAGAAUCUACCCGGCAACAGGAGAGGGCAACGGUGCUGGAGACGGAACUGCGGGGCGAGAUAACGAACCUCGAGACCAAGCUCGAAGUACUCCGUUCCCGUUCCGAGGAACACUCAUCCAACCCGUCCGGCGACUCUCAGAUCAAACUGCUGCGUCAGAUCGAGACAUUACAAACUCAAUACUCCCUUGCUAGCGAAAACUGGCAGGGCAUAGAAAGCAGCCUUACAGGCCGGGUUGCAGCUCUGGAGAAAGAGCGUGACGAGCUCGCUAAACGCGAAUCUGACAUCCGACGCAAGGCCCGUGAAGUGAACUCCAAGUCGCGCAAGCUGGAAGAAGAGCUCGACAAUACCAGCGACCAAGCGCGGUCUCUAGAACACGAACUUAGUGAGCAAAAAGCGCAGAUGUCAAAACUACAGUCACGCCUCGCUCAGGUAGAGAGGGAGCUCGAGAGCACCAAAGCGAACUUCGAGCAACAAAAGAAGGCCUGGGAGGUCGAAAUGGCGGCGAAGAUCGACGAGGAGAAGACCAAAUGGCGGCUCGAAUCCACCAUGUCUCCCGUUUCCGGCCCCGGCGACAGCCAAAGUCAUUUCCUUUCGCCACAGACGCCGUCGCUGUCGGGCACCAUGUUCAGCCGAAAGCAUUCGGGCGAUCAGUCAAUGGGCUUGAACUCGCGCCGCGGCACCCCAAGGAACGUAUCGUCAGAACUGCUGCUAUCGCUGGAGUCGCAGCCACAGCCCCGGCGCGUGGGCUCUUCACAGCGCACCCCGGGCUUCCCCGGCACGCCGCAGCGCCAGGACUCAUCGACCUCGACCAACACGAACGGCCACAACGGCCUCAACCACCCCGGCGCGCCGCCCUCCAUCCACACCGUCGACGACUCGGCCGACGCCUUCGAGCGCUCGUCCUCGCCCCACCGCACCGUCGCGGACAUGAUCUCCGUCAGCACCGUCGGCAACGCCGGGCCCUCGGUCCAGCUCGUCGAGCGCAUGAGCGCCGCCGUGCGCCGGCUCGAGUCGGAAAAGGCCGUGUCGAAGGAAGAGCUCGCGCGGCUGUCGGCGCAGCGCGACGAAGCGCGCGAGGAGGUGGUCGCGCUGAUGCGCGAGGUCGACGAGAAGCGCGCGCAGGGGAAGCUCGUCGAGCAGCUGCGCCGCGAGCUGGCCGAGGUCAAUGCCCGGUACGAGACGACGCUCGAGGCGCUCGGCGAGAAGAGCGAGCAGGUCGAGGAGCUGCAGAAUGAUGUUGAUGACUUGAAGAAGAUUUAUAAGGAUUUGGUGGAGAGGACGAUGAAGUAA
Molecule: messenger RNA, 2607 nt
Organism: Diplodia corticola
Lineage: Eukaryota; Fungi; Ascomycota; Dothideomycetes; Botryosphaeriales; Botryosphaeriaceae
Product: m protein repeat protein
Exons: 3
Coding region: 1-2607 (868 amino acids)
Cellular component (GO): Golgi apparatus; endoplasmic reticulum
Source: RefSeq, a predicted model, not a curated record